Messenger RNA from Pristis pectinata (smalltooth sawfish), 2976 nucleotides. RefSeq names its product telomere zinc finger-associated protein-like. The record is from RefSeq and is a predicted model, not a curated record. Gene Ontology annotation, molecular function: protein binding; RNA polymerase II cis-regulatory region sequence-specific DNA binding; DNA-binding transcription factor activity. The transcript is spliced from 11 exons. Bases 383 to 2530 code for a protein of 715 amino acids. Gene Ontology annotation, biological process: regulation of transcription by RNA polymerase II. NCBI's taxonomy places the organism in Eukaryota, Metazoa, Chordata, Chondrichthyes, Rhinopristiformes, Pristidae.
GAGCCUCUCGGUCGCCAUUUUGUGAUGCCGCUCCGCAGAGCGCCUGCUAUAGGCUGUCUUUUCACGGGUGGACAGAGCCAAAGGGAUGGCAACUAUCCGCAUGUGAAGAUCCCCCGAAAGGUGCGAGGGAAACUAGGUGGAGAGAAGACAGAGGACACCUGUAAGAAACUACGGAGGACUGCAUCACCCAGCGUACCCGGCGUUCUUGCACAUGCGCAGAGUUUCGGAGGGCAACAGUCCGCGCAUGCUCAGUUGCGAUGCAGUUUUCACUUGACAGUAGCUUCGAGAUGGUUUAAAGCUGUUUUACUGCAGACGAUCAGUCUGUGUUCCUCGUUCCUACCACAUUCCGCGUCUGUGGUACAGAAAACACCCCUCUUCAGAUAUGCAAGACCAUUUUUCUGAACACAGCAAGAAAAUUCUUCAUGCUUUGAACAAACAACGUGAAGAUGGUAAAUUUUGUGAUGUGACUCUGGACCUAGGAGGUUACUGUUUAAAUGCACACCGCAGUAUCCUGGCAUGUUGUAGUAAUUUCUUCCACAAUAUUUAUGGAGCUGGCACAUCGGCUGAAGUCAACCUUCCUGAGAGUUGCUCUGGUGUUUUGGGCCUUCUGUUUGACUUUAUAUACACGGGUGAGCUUCAUUUGACACAGACAAAUGUCUCCAAGGUGCUAAGUGCAGCAGAGGAGCUUUCAAUCCCUGAUGCUAUUCAGGCUUGUCACCAUUAUCAGCAGAAGUUCAUCGAUGAUGAGGGGAGGAGUGAUGAAACUGUAAGCAGCCAACAAACAGAUGAAUGUGAACCUGCAAAGGCACCAGUGGACACUAUAACACAAACUGGAGAAACUGAAGUUCUCGAGGGACAAAUCACAAAUAAUGAUUUUGGACAAUUAGGCAAAAGGAGCACCAGAUGCAAUAAGAAACAAAAACUUGAGUUGCUAACUGAGAAACAGAAUGACAAAAUAAGAUCCCUUGCUGUUCAGAAAAGAUCUAAAAAUUCCUUGACAUCCCACAGAAGCCCCAGUUCUAAACAGCUGAAGAAAGCCAAAGAAGGUGACUCAGGAGACAGCAGUGAAGAGAACUGUCAUGAGAGCACCAGUGGCAACAGUGACCCUAGCUUGGACGUGGACAUUGUUAAAGUGGAGGACAAUGAGGAAGGUACAAACAACAAGGGAGAACUGGACCAUGAUUAUAUUCCAUCUAGGCACAAUUGCAGAAAACGGAGAAAAGUUGGUGUGCUAGAUAACACAGCAUUAGUGCUGGGUAUAUCUAAGCGCAAGGCCUCAGACCCAUCAAACAGAAAGAAUGAGCCCAUUGAGUGUCCAACUUGUCAUAAGAAGUUUCUCAGCAAAUAUUACCUCAAAGUUCACAACAGAAAACACACAGGAGAGAAACCCUUUAAAUGCAGCAAGUGUGGAAAAUGCUAUUUCAGGAAAGAAAAUCUACUUAAACACGAGGCUAGGAACUGCAUGACCAGGACGGGUGUGGUUUAUACUUGCCCUGAGUGUAACCAAACAUUUAAAGGAAGGAUUGAGCUAAGGAACCACUUGGUAUCUCACACAGGUGAGAUGCCCUUUAAGUGCUCCUCAUGUCCUCAGCAGUUCAUGCAGAAGAAAGAUAUGCAGAGUCAUAUGAUCAAAUCUCACGGAGCACCAAAACCAUUCCCGUGUCCCACUUGUUCCAAAUGUUUCCUCUCCCGCAACGACUUGCAUCAGCACGAAUUGUCCAAGCAUCAGGGAGAGAAGCUGUUUGUGUGCGAGGAGUGUGGUCACAGGGCUUCUACGCGCCAUGGCUUGCAGAUGCACAUAAAAUCCAAACACAGGAACGAGCGGCCGUAUAUUUGUGAAUUCUGUGACCGUGGGUUCACCCAGAAGGGCAAUUUGAAUGUCCAUCUGCGGACACAUACAGGCGAGAAACCAUUCCAAUGUCAUUUGUGUGGAAAAACUUUCAGGAUCCAAGCGAGUCUGGACAAACAUAACAGGACUCACACAGGUGAACGGCCGUUUGGUUGUGAGAUCUGCAGCCGAAGAUUUACAGAGAGGGGUCCUCUCCAUCGUCACAUGGCCAGCAAGCACCAGGAAGGUCGGCCACAUGAUUGCAACAUCUGUGGGAAAACCUUUAAAGCCAUUGAUCAGUUGCGCGUUCAUGUCGGAAGGCACAAAGGGGUGAGAAAAUUUGAGUGUAGUGAAUGUGGCUAUAAAUUCACUCGACAGGCUCACCUGAGGAGACACAUGGACAUACAUGGGCGAGUGGAAAACUACAGUCCCCGUCAGCGAAGGCUCCGGAAUCUUAUCAUUUCCAAUGAGAAAGAGGGAGACGCCGAGGCAAAUGCAGCUCCACAGAUGACUGGCCUGCUUGAGGCUCCUCCUCCUCCUCCCAUAGCUGCAAAAGAACUGACCAGUGAGAACACAGACACCAGAGACCUCUCUGUUCAACGGUUCUUAGACAAUAGGAACUACGACCCAGAAGAGAACGUGAUGCCAACAGUCAGUGAAACAGACACUUACGUAGAAGAGAUUACCAUAGUUGAGAUAUAAGGAACUGUUGCUCUGGUAAUUCACAACCCCAGGUCCCAAUUCAUUUUGGUCUACACUUACAGGAGAGUCACAAACCAGAUCUGUUCCUGUCCUCAAUAUCUUCUGGAUGGCACCAGGAGUAUUUCGUUCCUUACUAAUAUUCAACAGAAGCUCCAGUGUGGAUUGCUGGUGGAUUUGCUUAAAGAGCCCCAUGGCAUUACUCAAAUAGAGCACACAAUGAUUGAUGUAGCAACAAUUUUCCUAACAACCAAAUGAUUACCCAACAUUCAUUUCAGUGUGGGUAGGAUACUGUUCUGUAAAAUAGCCAUUGUAUUGAGUAAAUGUGAAAACUGGCACUGCUCUAGAUAAGUGCACACAUUUAUUUAGUACUCAUUUAUUUUACUUACCAUCUGAAAUGUAUUUAAUUCACAAUGGUCUUAGGACUGCUCCAUGUGCUUAAAAAAAAG